This is a messenger RNA of Bactrocera latifrons, 843 nucleotides long. RefSeq names its product larval cuticle protein A2B (gene Cpr64Aa). The transcript is spliced from 3 exons. Gene Ontology annotation, cellular component: extracellular matrix. Bases 28 to 618 code for a protein of 196 amino acids. NCBI's taxonomy places the organism in Eukaryota, Metazoa, Arthropoda, Insecta, Diptera, Tephritidae. The record is from RefSeq and is a predicted model, not a curated record.
UUUGUCAAACGCAACAGUCAAGCAAUCAUGGUACAAAAGUUGAUCAUUCUCAGCGCUUUGGUGGCCGCCGCUAGCGCCGUCGCCGUCCUGCCAGGCCACGGUUACCCUGGUCUGGCGUUGCCCGCUUUGCCUGCACUGCCAGCUUUGACGAAAAUCGCUACGCCUGUGCUGCCCGCCAUCACCAAGUACGCCGCGCCACUUGCCGUCGCCAAGGUGGCCGCUCCCGAGCCAUACGACCCCAAUCCACAAUAUAGCUUCAGCUAUGACGUACAUGAUGGUGCUACCGGUGAUGUGAAGAGCCAACAGGAACACCGCAGCGGUGAUGUGGUGCAGGGCGCCUACUCGCUCAUUGAGCCUGAUGGCACACGUCGCAUUGUCGAAUACGCUGCCGAUCCAGUGCACGGUUUUAACGCAGUCGUUCGCCGCGAACCUCUCGCCGUUAAGGCUGUCGCCCCAGUUGCCAAGAUUCUAGCUCCAGCCCCACUAUUGCACGCACCAGUCAUUGCGAAGGCCAUUCCAGCCAUUCCAGCUCUGUCAGGCUUGCCAGCUUUGGGCGCUUUGCCAGGAUUGCCAGCGCUUGCUCACGCACCACUUGCUGCACCCAUCUAUCACGGUUAGACGUGUGCUGCAUGUUUAAGGAAAACAACUCUGCAACAACAACAAGCACGACAAAUAUACUACACUUAGUCAAUUCACAUAUGAGAAAAUGUGAAGUAUUGCCGUUGCCGACCUCUUGCCGCUGCCAUCACCCCAUGAUUGAAUGAAUGACAAUAACAACAACAUUACACAUUACAAACAACAUUACUCGUAGCCCUCUGCAAGCCAACAAAACCACCAAACAAA